Molecule: messenger RNA, 1641 nt
Organism: Aureobasidium subglaciale EXF-2481
Lineage: Eukaryota; Fungi; Ascomycota; Dothideomycetes; Dothideales; Saccotheciaceae
Exons: 3
Coding region: 345-1157 (270 amino acids)
Biological process (GO): conjugation with cellular fusion
Cellular component (GO): membrane; mating projection tip
Source: RefSeq, a predicted model, not a curated record
CUCGCGAGUUCUAGUCGUGCAGCAAAAGAGAGCAGGGAUAGACGCGCCUCUCUCUUUUUCACCCUCUUCUCACUCUGAUUUUCUCCUACGUUACAUACGUUUUGUGCGACAAACAGUGGGAAACAGUAUUUUACCAUCGGCUUUUUCUUAUUUGCAACGGUCAUACGGAACUCCACGUUCAGGCGACCUAAACCUCCACAUUCCACGAGUCAAGACACGCGAAAGGCUACAAACUCGAGAGACUAUUGUGUAUAGACAUAGUCGACAUUCCUUCUAUCUCGUCGUCGGCCACCGGCAGGCUGCAGGGCAUCCUUUGAACAGAACAGUACAUUUCACAGGACGCCAUGGCUCCUGGUAUCGGGUUCGCGGUUGGAAUCCAACGUCUGAUACCGUUCAUCGGCUAUCAUCACAUUCUCAUGAUCCUGAUUGCCAUUGCCAUCAUUCUUCUUUCACUACUACUAGCGGGUUGCUCGUCAAGUUCACCGUUGAUACCUGGCAUCUUCCUCAUCGACUUUUACUAUCAAACAUACACGCCGAACUAUGAUCCGGCGCAAGUGGAUCCCGGAGUCACUGCCGCAAUUGCCAAUAUCGUUGGCCAGACCCAGCUGGAAGUAAGAGUUGGAUACUUUGGGCUUUGCGUUGCUAGCGAUGCUGGCAAUUACUUGUGUUCCAACAAUGCAACCUUGCUUGCCGAGCAGAUCAGCAUUGAUUCUGAUCCGAUGAACUUGAUCUGGAUUGCGAAUACCUUCAAGAACUCGGUCGUCUUUCCCUGGCUGAUUAUCAUCGCCAUCAUCUUCGCCUUCCUCUGCUUCCUGCUGCUUGCCUCCUUUCCCGGCUGGCACGAAGAGCGUGAUCGCGCCACUGGCUCAGAGGUCGAUGUCAAACCCUUCCCAUCACGACCCGUGUCCCAAUCAGCACUUGCUCUCGUCUUCGUCGCCUCAGUCUUCGUCCUGGUGUCCGUACUAUGGCAACACACAGCCUCAGUGGCAGCAGCACAAGUAGCCCAAGACAUGGGCAACGGCAGCAUAAAAUCAGGAGUCGGAACCUCCGCCAUGGUGUUGGGCUGGUUCAGCUUCGCAUUACUACUCAUCGUUACCAUUGGUCUGCUGGUCAUGAUCUUGAGUAUUCAUCUGCUUGAUAGACUCACGGAUGAAUGAUUCUGAGUAUGCCACGAUGUUUGCGACGAUAUGACAGAGCUUUACAAACACACAAAAGCAUGACAUGAGACCUUGGAGGCUUCUCGACAUAUGCAUCAUGAUCACGACAUAUACUGCCGGAUACAGCAGUACACCAUCACCUCUUCCACCCACGCGCGCUGCUCUUUUCUCGUCCCCUCGUCAGUUCUGGCGAACUGCUUUUGUUCUUUCUUUCUUGCAUUGCCAGCGCGCAAGCAUUUCUUUCCCAUUAUCAACAUUGUGCGAGGCCUUCCUUGUAAUUUGCAUCUACGGAGCAUUUUGGGACCUUUUCUGAGGAUGUUGUCCUUUUGGAUGUUUUUGUUUUUCUACUUUCUCUUCUGAACAGAUUGAAUGAAUGUGGGCGUUUGGUAUGACGAAGAAGAUGGACUGUACAUUGAAGACAGAGACAAAGAGAUGGCAGAGUUAUAUAGACGACUUGUGAAUGAGAUUGAGAAUUACGAACCAC